Molecule: messenger RNA, 732 nt
Organism: Plasmodium fragile
Lineage: Eukaryota; Apicomplexa; Aconoidasida; Haemosporida; Plasmodiidae
Exons: 1
Coding region: 1-732 (243 amino acids)
Biological process (GO): proteasome regulatory particle assembly
Cellular component (GO): nucleus; cytoplasm
Molecular function (GO): protein binding
Source: RefSeq, a predicted model, not a curated record
AUGAAUCUAGAGGAGUUCAACGCGCUGGUGAAGCAGAGAGAUGAAAUCGAGCGGGAGAUGAAGGAGAACAUGGACUUCCUAGAAGCACCAGAAAACAAAAGCGUGGGUAUGAAGGGCAAGCUGGUAGACCCAGAAGGUUUCCCCAGAAACGACAUUGACAUAUAUAGCAUCCGAGUUGCAAGGAACAAAGUCAUUUGCUUAAAAAACGAUUACCGAAAUGUGAAUAAAAAAAUCGAAGAGUACCUCCAUAAGGUCCACAGUUCCCACCCCCCCAUACGAGUACAGAGGAGUAAAACGAAGGACGAACAAGCAAAUGACCCUAAUGAUUCUUCUUCAGAAAGUCACGUAGAAGAUUAUGAUGAGUCAGCACCAGGUUAUGAACAGCUAAUUGAAGAAGCUAAAAGAAGUACCUUUGCCAUGAUCGAUGAGGUGGUGGAGAAUUCCCCUUCACACAUGGCAGGGCUACGAAUCAAUGACUAUGUAAUUCAGUUUGGUGAUGUAAGAAAAGAAAAGAAAAAAAAUGAUGAAGAGCAGAAUGAAAAGGGAAAUGAAAAGGACAAUGGAGACAUCUUCAAAAGAAUAGCAGCUUACAUGAGUAACAACCCCAGUAGAAUUAAAGUCAAAAUUCUGAGAGAAGGGAAGAUUUUUUUUUAUUUUGUUUUUCCCAGUAGGACCGCCAAUGGGUUAUAUAUUGGUUGUCACCUGACGCCAACCAGGCAGGUGUUAGUGUAA